UUUCACCGCACUCUCGAUAAGCAUUGGUCAAAACUCUGCUCUCUUUGAACGACCCUUUCUUCCCCUCUCUCUCUAAACCUACCCCUUUUCUUGUCUUUCUUGAAAGGAACUGCAAAAAUGGAAGAUAAAUCAAUGGCAUCCGAGUCGACCCACCACAUCGAAUCCGACCACGGGUGGCAGAAGGUGUCGUAUUCCAAGAAGCAUAAGAAGAAUCAGCAGAAGCCGGCGGCUUCAGAUUCGUCUAGGAUCGUCGCCAAUGGAUCUGUCGGAGCCACUGUGUCCGGCGUCGACAAUGUGUUUAGGUCGCUGGAGAAGCAAUCCGAGGAGCGGCGCAGCAGAAUUGAGGCUCAGAGAGCCGCGAUGUUCCUCGAGGACGAGGCUCCGGUGAGAUCGGCGGCGAAACACCGCUCGGACGAUGAGGAUGAGGACAGCGAUUCCUGGGGCGCUGAUCGUGGGAGUGGCGUGCAGAAUGGAGAGGUGGAUGGGAAGAAGAAGGAGAAGCAAAAGAAGCCGAAGAAGCCGAAGGUCACCGUCGCUGAAGCCGCCGCCAAGAUCGAUGCGUCUGAUUUAUCGGCUUUCCUUGAUGAAGUCUCUGAAUCGUACGAAUCGCAACAAGACAUACUUUUGAUGCGAUUUGCUGAUUAUUUCGGGCGUGCAUUCUCAGCUGUGAAUGCUUCACAGUUUCCAUGGUUGAAAUUGUUCAGAGAGUCAUUGGUUGCAAAGAUUGCAGAUGUCCCUGUCUCUCAUCUCUCUGAACCUGUUUACAAGACUUCAAUUGACUGGAUCAAUAAACGGUCUUAUGAGGCUCUUGGACCCUUUGUGUUAUGGUUGCUAGACAGUAUCCUUGCUGAUUUGGCAAUUCAACAAUCUGGUUCUAAGGUCUCCAAGAAAGGUGUCCAACAAACUUCCUCAAAAUCUCAGGUGGCUAUAUUUUUGGUUCUAUCAAUGGUAUUGCGACGGAAACCUGAUGUUUUGAUCAAUAUAAUGCCAACCUUGAGGGAAAACACGAAGUAUCAAGGACAAGAUAAGCUUCCUGUUACUGUUUGGAUGAUAGCUCAGGCUUGUCAAGGUGAUCUGUGUGUAGGGUUGUAUCUUUGGGCACAUUGGAUCUUGCCUUUAGUCGGUGGCAAAUCGGGAUCUAAUCCACAGACAAGGGACUUGAUUUUGCAGUUGGUGGAAAGGAUUCUGUCUGUUCCAAAAGCUCGCAGUAUUUUAGUAAAUGGUGCUGUUAGGAAGGGAGAGCGUUUGGUGCCACCAUCCGCACUUGAUUUGCUGUUACGAGUGACGUUUCCUGCUUCUUCAGCACGAGUUAAGGCUACCGAAAGGUUUGAGAAAAUAUAUCCCACUCUCAAAGAGAUUGCUCUUGCUGGUUCUCCUGGCAGCAAAGCAAUGAAGCAAGUGUCGCUUCAGAUCUUUGCAUUUGCUACUAAGGCUGCUGGGGAAGGUAUUUCCGAACUAUCUAAGGAAGGGACGAGCAUAUUUAUAUGGUGUUUGACCCAAAAUGCUGAGUGUUUCAAGCAGUGGGAUAAGAUAUAUCUGGAUAACAUAGCAGCGAGUGUUGCUGCCUUGAGAAAGCUCAAAGAAGAGUGGAGAGUGUUGUCUGCAAAUCAAUCUUCGCUUGUUGUUGCCAGAGAAACUCUCAAGGGUUUCAGGAACAAGAAUGAGGAAGCAUUAAGUGACGGAGUCGAUGCUAAACAUCAAUCACUGCUUAAAGACGCUGACAAGUACUGCAAGGUUUUGCUGGGAAGGCUGUCUCGUGGACACGCAUGCUUGAAGAGUUUGGCCGUCAUCGUGGUCUUACUGGGCGUGGGAGUAGCUGUUACUAACCCCGAUAUACAGUCGUGGGACUGGGACAAGUUGAACCACAAGUUGAUGGUUCUGUUCAACGCCCCCCUCCGAUCUUAGUAGCUUUCUUCGCCCGACGAGUGAGACAGAGGAUACGAGGUAUUUAUUUCAACGAAAAAGCUAAUAAAAUUUGUCCAGAAUAAAAAGAAAGGACAAAAAUAUGUAUGGGGUAGUUUCAGGGUCUCGUCGAGGUGAGUUGUGAGGUAUGACUGGAAUUUUCGCGAGGAAAGGAUGAAAUAGGUAAAAAAAAAUGGAGAGGGGACUAAAUGGCUCUCUCUUUUUAGCUCUAAGUGAAGUUUGAUCUCAAGUAUUUAGUUAUUGGCUCAGCUCUAACAACAUCUUUGUUUCUGGCAAAAAACUGUCUUACAGAGAGAAAUUGUACUUCAAAAGAAGGAUUUUGUUAUGUUCCUUU
Messenger RNA from Ipomoea nil (Japanese morning glory), 2257 nucleotides. RefSeq lists its product as uncharacterized. NCBI's taxonomy places the organism in Eukaryota, Viridiplantae, Streptophyta, Magnoliopsida, Solanales, Convolvulaceae. Bases 118 to 1905 code for a protein of 595 amino acids. Gene Ontology annotation, cellular component: endoplasmic reticulum; Golgi apparatus. The record is from RefSeq and is a predicted model, not a curated record. The transcript has 10 exons.